This is a messenger RNA of Tripterygium wilfordii, 2983 nucleotides long. RefSeq names its product dipeptidyl aminopeptidase 4. The transcript is spliced from 6 exons. Gene Ontology annotation, molecular function: dipeptidyl-peptidase activity; serine-type peptidase activity. Lineage: Eukaryota; Viridiplantae; Streptophyta; Magnoliopsida; Celastrales; Celastraceae. Gene Ontology annotation, biological process: proteolysis. The record is from RefSeq and is a predicted model, not a curated record. Bases 411 to 2753 code for a protein of 780 amino acids.
AAAAAAAAAAGGGGGAAAAUAAUUUACUCACAGGCUUACACAUACGUAAAUCGAUUAUUCGCAAUUAAUUCAACGCAUUUCAGGCUCUACAGAAUCCAGUUCCGAUUCCCAAUCACAACCAAUUCGGUUUUACCAGGAAUCCAAAUCCUCUAUUCAAAUCUAUCAUUUUCUGUGUCUUCGCUUUCUUGGCCGAUCAGCUUAACUUCGUCUCUUCCUGGUAAUAUUCGAAUCGGAUUCCACUCCACUUUUGGUAACAUGAUCCAAAAGGUUUGAUCUUGUUCACGGAUAAAACAAGAUUGCUAUCUGGGUGCAGUUCAGGAUCCACCGGAUUCUUUUUCGUGAUGGUGGGACUGAGCUGAUUCUUGGAGUUUCGUAGCAGGUUCCUGCUCUAUCAGUUGGCUUGAAUUCUGAUGCAAUCAAUUGAAGAGGAAGAGAAGCAGAAUAAUAAGAAUUUGAAGACAUUGAAGAGAUCAUUUCCUUUUGAUAAUAUGCCUGUGACUGACACAGUUACUCCACAAAAUUUUGAUGACUGUAUUCUUUUCCCGAUUGAAGAUAUAGUGCAAUCCCCAUUGCCUGGAUACUGUGCACCCACUUCAAUAAGCUUCAGUCCUGAUGAUACCUUCGUAACUUUUUUGUUCAGUCUUGAACAGACUUUAAAUAGGAAAGUCUUUGCUUUGGACCUUAAGAAUGGAAAGCAAGAGCUGUUUUUCAGUCCCCCGGAUGGUGGGCUUGAUGAGAGUAAUAUAUCACCAGAAGAGAAGUUGAGGAGGGAGAGGUCAAGGGAGCGUGGGUUGGGAGUGACACGCUAUGAAUGGGUCAAAAUGGGCUCAAAGAAGAAAGUUAUUAUGGUGCCUUUGCCUGCUGGGGUUUAUUUCCAGGAUUUCUCUUCUUCAAAACCAGAGCUCAAGCUUCCAAGCACAUCAGACUCACCAGUUAUUGAUCCACAUCUCUCCCCAGAUGGCACAAUGCUGGCGUAUGUUAAAGAUGGUGAAUUGCACGUUUUGAAUCUCCUUUACAAUGAAACAAAGCAAUUGACUUAUGGUGCCCUGGGAAAUGUAGUGACUCACGGGCUUGCCGAAUAUAUAGCUCAGGAGGAGAUGGAUAGGAAGAAUGGCUUCUGGUGGUCACUUGACAAUAAAUACAUUGCUUUCACAGAAGUUGAUUCUUCAGAGAUUCCUCUAUUUAGAAUUAUGCACCAAGGUAAAAGCUCUGUUGGUUCCGAUGCUCAGGAAGAUCACCCUUAUCCGUUUGCCGGAGCUUCAAAUGUCAAGGUACGCCUUGGAAUAGUUCCUGCUACUGGUGGUCCAGUUACUUGGAUGGAUCUUCUAUGCGGAGGAACAGACCAACCAAACAAUGAUGAGGAAUAUCUAGCUAGAGUCAAUUGGAUGCAUGGAAAUAUUUUAACAGCUCAGGUUCUGAAUAGGUCUCACACAAAACUGACAAUCCUUAAGUUUGACAUUAAGACUGGCCAAAGAAAAGUUAUACUGGUAGAACACAAUGACACAUGGAUUAAUUUACAUGACUGCUUUACACCUCUAGACAAAGGUGUCACCAAAUACUCUGGAGGAUUUAUCUGGGCCAGCGAGAAAACAGGAUUCAGACAUUUGUAUCUGCAUGAUACGAACGGGAAUUGUGUGGGACGUAUUACUGAAGGUGACUGGAUGGUCGAGCAAAUUGCUGGCGUAAAUGAGGCUGCAGGGCUUGUAUAUUUCACUGGUACUCUAGAUGGUCCUUUAGAAUCAAACCUUUACCGCUCUAAACUAUACCCAGCUGAGAACCAAAUCGAAAAGGCCCCAUUGAAAUUAACGCAGGGCAAGGGAAAGCAUGCGGUUGUUCUUGAUCACCAUAUGCUGAAUUUUGUUGAUAUUUUUGAUUCGCUUGAUGCAUCCCCUCGGGUUUUACUUUGCUCCUUACUUGAUGGAAGUGUGAUCUGCUCACUGUAUGAGCAGCCGAUCACUGCUCCAAUGUUUAAAAAGCUUCACGUUGAGCCUCCAGAGAUGGUUCAAAUACAGGCCAAUGAUGGGACAAUAUUAUAUGGGGCUUUAUAUAAACCAGAUCCAAUGCAAUUUGGACCUCCUCCAUACAAAACUAUGGUCAGUGUCUAUGGUGGCCCUGGUGUGCAGUGUGUGUGUAAUUCUUGGGUAAGUACAGUUGACAUGAGAGCACAGUAUUUACGCAGCAAAGGCAUCUUAGUAUGGAAGUUGGAUAACAGAGGAACAACUAGGCGGGGAUUAAAAUUUGAAGGUGCCCUUAAAAACAAUGCUGGCAGCAUCGAUGCUGAUGACCAGCGGACAGGAGCUGAAUGGCUCAUCAAACAAGGACUAGCUCAAGCUGGCCAUAUUGGGUUGUAUGGAUGGAGUUACGGUGGAUAUAUGUCAGCUAUGAUCCUAGCAAGGUUUCCUGAUGUGUUCUGCUGUGCUGUAUCUGGUGCUCCGGUUACAUCGUGGGAUGGAUAUGACUCGUUUUAUACUGAGAAGUACAUGGGAUUGCCAUCGGAGAACCGUGCAAGGUACGAGUGCAGCUCUGUGAUGCACCAUGUGCACAAGAUGAAAGGCAGAUUAUUACUUGUUCAUGGCAUGAUUGAUGAAAACGUGCAUUUUCGGCAUACUGCAAGGCUUAUUAAUGCGCUUGUGGCAGCCGCAAAGACUUAUGAACUACUGAUAUUUCCAGACGAACGUCACAUGCCCCGCCGUCACAGAGACCGAGUUUAUAUGGAAGAGAGGAUCUGGGAGUUCAUAGAGAGGAAUUUGUGAAGUAACUUUGUUCAUAUGUUGUGGUGGUAAAAGAAAAACAUGGUUCAUUUUUCUUUUUGUCCCUUUGUUUUCUGUUGUAUUUUCCACAUCUCAUGAUGUUAGGGGGUGCCUUUUUCUCUUAUGCUUAGGUGUUAUGUUUAGGAAAAAAUAAUGCUCCUCUCUCAUUGUAUUACGGAUUCUGCCAGUUUCAUCAAAUCAUAUGCAAAACACAAAAAGUGGUUUAUUUUGAA